AUGGGCUCUGUCCUACCCUCCGAAACCCUGGCUCUCAAAGCCGGCUUUAAGCCUCACGGCUUCUCGCUGGCGGACAUCAUCACUUCCGACAUCCUGCACAGCUUUCUCUACGGCAGAUGGAGGAACGUCCUAGGAGAGCAACUUUUCGAAGACAAAACGAGCAGCGGCGGCCAGAAAAUCGCCUUCACCGCGGAAGCACUGGCGCAGUCCUUCACCGGAGAAGUUCAGAAGCUGUCGAGUCUGGUGCUUCCCUCCGAGGUGAUUAUAGCCCAGAGUUCCAUCCCCGGGGAGGGACUGGGAAUCUUCUCCAAGACUUGGAUUAAACCCGGCACCGAAAUGGGGCCAUUCACCGGCAGAGUCAUCUCCCCGGAACAUGUGGACCUGUUCAAGAAUAACAACCUGAUGUGGGAGGUGUUUAAUGACGAUGGCACUGUGCGCUAUUUUAUCGAUGCCAGCCAGGAGGACCGCCGCAGCUGGAUGACCUACAUCAAGUGUGCGAGGAACGAGCAGGAGCAAAACCUGGAAGUGGUUCAGAUCGGAAACAACAUUUUCUACAAGGCCACCGGGACAAUUCCCCCGGACCAGGAGCUGUUGGUGUGGUAUGGAAAUACACAGAACACAUUUCUCGGCAUCCCAGGAGUUCCAGGGAUAGAGGAGGAACACAGGAAAAAGAACAAAGAUGACGACCUGAACGCGGGGGACGGCUCCGGCGGCGGGAGCGGUGCGGGACGGAUGCGGUGCGUGAUCUGCUACCGCGGCUUCAACUCGCGCAGCAACCUCCGCUCCCACAUGCGCAUCCACACCCUGGACAAGCCCUUCAUCUGCCGCUUCUGCAACCGGCGCUUCAGCCAGUCGUCCACGCUGAGGAACCAUGUGCGCCUGCACACGGGCGAGCGCCCCUAUAAGUGCCAGGUGUGCCAGAGCGCCUACUCCCAGCUGGCCGGGCUCCGCGCCCACCAGAAGAGCGCCAGGCACCGGCCGCCUCCUGCCUCUCUCCAGCCCCACUCCCCGCCUCUGGCAGUGCCACACCCUGCUGCUGCCCUGACACACCACAUCCCCACCAUGGUGCUGUGA
Messenger RNA from Carcharodon carcharias (great white shark), 1074 nucleotides. It is a transcript of the gene prdm12b, whose product is annotated as PR domain containing 12b. The transcript is spliced from 5 exons. Lineage: Eukaryota; Metazoa; Chordata; Chondrichthyes; Lamniformes; Lamnidae. Gene Ontology annotation, biological process: neurogenesis. Gene Ontology annotation, molecular function: histone methyltransferase binding. Bases 1 to 1074 code for a protein of 357 amino acids. Gene Ontology annotation, cellular component: nucleus. The record is from RefSeq and is a predicted model, not a curated record.